ACAGUAACUCACCGAGACAAGAGACAACUCGGGGAGACGCAGCCUGGACUAGUCAGAAUGGAAGCUGCAGGCACCGUGGGCGUGUGGGCGACUCUGACGAAGGUUGUGUCUGCUGCAGGCGGCCGGGUCUCCGUCUGCAUGGGCUGUGGGGCCGUCAUCAACGACCAGUAUAUACUGAGGGUGGCACCAGACAUGGAGUGGCACGCUGCCUGUCUCAAGUGCGCUGAGUGCCACCAGUUCCUCGACGAGACCUGCACCUGCUUCGUCAGGGACGGCAAGACCUACUGCAAGAGAGACUACGUCAGAUUAUUCGGUGCUAAGUGCGAUAAAUGUAGCGGAGGUUUUAGUCGGACUGACAUGGUAAUGAGGGCCCGCUCCAAGAUCUUCCACCUAGACUGCUUCAGAUGUCGGUCGUGCGGGAAACAGCUCCUGCCGGGGGACGAGUUCGCGCUAAGAGACGACGUGUUGUUCUGCCGCCACGACUAUGAUGCCAUCAAGGAGGAAGCCAGAGACGACGAGAUGACUGACGACAACCACAACACAGACCCCGGCUGCCCCGUCCAGCUAGCAGAAGAACCUGAGCCAGCGUCCCACCAGACCGGCAGUAGACCCAGGGGCAGCAGUACGGGGGUAACUUCUUCAGGAGGAGACAGAGGCAGCGAUAGAGGCAGCGAUAGAGGCGGAGGAGGAGGAGGUGCUGGAGGUGGUGUAAGCCUAGGCAGGAGAGACACAACAGGCAGAGUGCACAAGAGUGAAGGAAAGCCCACUGAAGUACGGACGGUGUUGACAGAGAAACAGCUACAUACGCUGAGAACCUGUUACGCGGCGAAUCCCCGGCCGGACGCUCUGAUGAAGGAACAGUUAGUGGAGAUGACGGGACUGUCGCCCAGGGUGAUCCGGGUGUGGUUCCAGAACAAGAGGUGUAAGGACAAGAAGCGGGCGAUCUUUAUGAAGCAGGCGGCCCUACACCAGGAGAAG
This is a messenger RNA of Homarus americanus (American lobster), 978 nucleotides long. Its product is annotated as insulin gene enhancer protein ISL-1-like. The annotation marks the transcript as partial. The record is from RefSeq and is a predicted model, not a curated record. NCBI's taxonomy places the organism in Eukaryota, Metazoa, Arthropoda, Malacostraca, Decapoda, Nephropidae. Gene Ontology annotation, molecular function: cis-regulatory region sequence-specific DNA binding; DNA-binding transcription factor activity, RNA polymerase II-specific. Gene Ontology annotation, cellular component: nucleus. The transcript is spliced from 6 exons. Gene Ontology annotation, biological process: neuron fate specification; positive regulation of transcription by RNA polymerase II; axonogenesis.